CCGAGGCCCGGGCCGGAUGGGCGCUGCGGGCCGGGGCACGGACCGCGGAGCGGCCUGGGACCUGUGGUCCACCAAGGCUGCAGUAUCUGAAAUGUGGAGAAAGCCUAUUAUCCUGUGAUUCAUGAAGGAAGGAAGUGGAUAUGUGUUUGCAGAGGAAAACUGUUGUUAUGGAUAAGGAAAUGCAGCAGCUCCUAAGACAAACGCUGUGUGGACAGUGCCACACACCCUUCCAAACAACAACGGCUCUUGCGUGCAUUUUCCAGUGUUUCUUUUGUCAGAGAGUCCAGCAGAGCCGCAGGUCUUCAAGUGCCAGCCCUGAGCUGAGUGAGGAACACCCAGCAGAAAUGGUGAAAAUGACCAAAUCCAAAACGUUCCAAGCUUAUCUACCAAACUGUCACCGAACGUACAGCUGUAUCCACUGCAGAGCCCACCUGGCCAAUCACGACGAGCUGAUCUCCAAGUCCUUUCAGGGAAGUCAGGGAAGAGCCUACCUCUUCAAUUCUGUGGUGAACGUGGGCUGCGGUCCCGCUGAGGAGAGGGUCCUUCUCACUGGGCUGCAUGCAGUUGCAGACAUCUACUGUGAGAACUGCAAGACCACACUCGGGUGGAAAUACGAACAUGCCUUUGAGAGCAGUCAGAAAUAUAAGGAAGGAAAAUUUAUUAUUGAGCUUGCCCACAUGAUCAAAGACAAUGGUUGGGAGUAAAGUGGAAACUUUCCAUUCUCUUGAAUACUAUUUUGUGAAAGAGACUGAAGUGUAAUGGAGAUGUAAGAGCAUCCCGGAUGACAAUAUUUCUUGAACUUUGACCUCACAGGCUAGCCGUGCUUUGACACUCAAAGGCCUCUCUUGGCCAUCUCCUUGGGUAAGGCAUCCCCAAUUUGUGUCCUGUUUAUGUACAUGGUUGUUUCUGAAAGUUUGCAAUGAUCUUUUUCUAACUUCUCAAGUUCUAGAAAAAGAAUUAACCAACUGAUGACUUAUUUGCCUAAUUAAUACCUUCUUUUAACCUAUGCCUUCAAUAUAGUUUGGCUGUGCUUUUUCAUGUUCAAUAGAAAUCUAAAACUAAGUCCCUAAAGACCAGAGAGGCAAGGUCUCUUUCAAGAGCAAGUCUCACUUCUCCCUUUUUUAGAGUAAGGUAGCUUGUUUUACCCCAAUUCUCAAAACUACAAAUUGGUUAUUCCUUCUACAUGUAAACCGUAAGGCAUAGUGUCCAUUUAAGAAUCUUUCAGAAGCAGUCAACAAAUUUAUCCACCCAGAGUGGUUUUUUUUGUUGUUGUUGUUUUAGCCUGUUCAAAAAUGGAACAUAACCAAUACAUUUUAGAUAAGCUAUAAAUAGAGAAAUAUGUCUAAUGAACAUUUUGUUUCUUUAAGGCAAUAGAUUCCUUAUCUAGAAAGCAAGUGAACUAAUCUCUAGAAAAGACCAUGCCAGGGCCCUGCAGAGGCCAUUACUGAGGUGAUAGCCUCACAGGUCUGGACCUGGAGGUUUUACCCUCAGUAGUAACAGUGGCUCACAAGUCUGGCAGUUGCUGAAUGGCUGGUUCAUGUCAUUAUAAGUAGCAUGCUGGACCAAGUAUGAAGCUGGAUUUCAUUUUCUACCUGGACGUACUUGAAGAAAAAGAAUUAUUUUUGCAUAUGAAAGAGGUCAGAACCAGCAGGAAAACUUCCUAACUUGAGAUUUGCCAGAUUAAAAUUUCUUUAGAAAAGGUUAAAAAUUGCAAGACGGGUUUAAAUGUUGUAAAGGAAAGGUGUUUGGCUUGCUGGGUAAGUCACCUUUCCCCUUUCUGGUGCUGUCAUGCGGGCUGAUGUGGAAGGGACCUGGGCAGUCUCCCAAAUGCUGGGUUUCUGUCACAGAAUUUUUUUAAGUCAUGGCCCACCAUCCUCCUGUGCCUCUGCAGUGCAUGGGCACUAUUCAAGAGUAUCAGCCGAUCUGCAGAGAAUGGAAAUUAGAAAACAUUUCUAGAUGUACAACAAUUUGUACCCCAGCUUAGGGCAGAGGGGUAGAAAAAAAGGCUGGUGGUAGGGAGGCAGAGAGCUAGAAGAGCAGUGUGCUUUGAUAGCUCUCAGCCUAGCAAAUGGCUGUGAAACUGUCUCUGGACAGUUCCAGCUCCCCAGCUGCCCAGGUCCCGUCACCAGUGCAGGCACUGGGUUGCCACCUGGCUCCCAUUCAGUGCUCAUCCCAGAGCCUACCCUUUGGUGCCAUCUCUUUGCCCAAGACUAGAUGCUUUGGAAUGUGGGAAAUGCAUUGUCCUGGGUUCAGUGACUUAGUGGGCAUGUCACCAAGCCAUUAUCAGCUUAGUAGGAGUAGCAGUGCUAGGUCACUUUAAGCACAUCUUCACCCUAAAAAAGCAAGGACAUCUUUGCACAGCCUGUAAGCCUCUGCAUCUGGUGGUGGUCCAGCAAGCUGCUUUCUCUUGAGCUAGUCUCCUGUAGACUGAGGCUGGCUUACUGUAUUCCUGUAUUACUAAGUUAAACAGCUUUCCACCAUGAGGUGGCCAGAGCCUGGAGUUGUUGCUCCCAAGAUCUGAAAUCUAAAGAUGCUUCACUUGUGAGUGGCACAUGAAGUAGCAAGGUCUGUGGCUUCUGUCCAUUAUGUGGCAUUGUAAAGGGGAAAGACAUCUUCCUUAAUUGACAAAUGAGCACUAAGUGAAAAAUUAGCUAACAGUGACUUCCUUUCUAGUCUUCAUUCCUUUUGCAAGUGGGAACUUAGCCUUUGAGGCUCAGAGAAUGGGAAGAAAUGAUAUGGCUUCACUAGCCUGCCUAGAGUGCAGCCCGAGUACGAUUCCAUAAAUGUUUUACUUAAAUUGAAGAGACUUUUCUAGAAUUUUUCUGACCCAUUUUUGUAUAUACUAAGGUUAUAUUUAAAGCUUUUUAUAUGUUCUGGGCAAGUUUACUGCUCCUUUCAUUUGAGCACUUUGGUUUUUGUAUCGUCUUUUGUGAUGGCAUUGAUUGAAAAUUUUUUACUAGUACUCUUAUGACUUAUUUUGUACUUUUGUUGGUAAUGGAUACCAACACAACUUUUAUCAUUUUUUGUUGAUGGUGGUGGUCUUCUGAGAAAUAUAAGUUUCUUUUUUAAACUGUAAACCAAAUGAACUGACCAUGAGCUGGCAUCAGGGGAAGUAAUACUCACAAGACCACAACCAGAUGUGCUGGUGAAGUGCUGGAAUAUUCCACCUUCUUAAAUUCCUAAACAAUAACUCUCAUCCCAUGACUUUUAUUUAUUUAAAUUUUUUCCUUGAGAAUAUUUGGAGUUGUAUCUAGGAUUAUAAAUACAUUUGUAGUACAUUCUGGCACAGUACAUUUGCUUUAGAAAUGUGGUUUAGUUUUGUCAUUUUAUAUAUGUACACUCAUAGUAUUUUUAUAUCUUAAAAUUUAUUCUUGAUGGCAUCUGUCAGAUAUUCAAAAGGAUCAGAGAUGAGAUUUUUUUCCAAAAGUCUUUUAUUCUACCUGAUGAUCUCAUCAGGCAGUUACAAAAUCCAAGUGGUUUAAUAUCUAGAAGGACAUAAUUUAAGCUCUAAAAUGAACUACAGAAAUAUAAACCUUCUGUCAAAGGACUUGGUCAGGCCUGUCUUCUGCCCUGGAGGGCAAGUUUGGGUGAGGAUAUGGCCCUCCCCUUGGGGCAGGUGCAGAUCACUGGAUAAGGCUGGAUGGACAGAUGGACAGCAGCCUGGAGGCAGCAGGAAGCUUCGCUUCAAGGAGCAAGGAUGAUCAAGCUCAAGUGCACACACCGCCUUCAGUUUCCCCUACCCCAAGCCAUGCCACUGGCCUUUGGUCCUAUGUUUGUGUGAGGUUUAUAAAUAAAGCUUCUGAUGUCAGA
Ictidomys tridecemlineatus (thirteen-lined ground squirrel) is the source of this 3810-nucleotide messenger RNA. NCBI's taxonomy places the organism in Eukaryota, Metazoa, Chordata, Mammalia, Rodentia, Sciuridae. The record is from RefSeq and is a predicted model, not a curated record.